AUGCCCUCCGCAUUGAGCCCUUCCGAAGCUUUGCCCUUACCCAAGUGGAAGCGGCCAGCCAAGACGUCGCAUGACCUCCCUUGGGCCGAUAUAAAGGUCCUAAACCUCUCAACCUUUGACGAACCCGGCGGCAAGGAGAAGCUUGCCGAAGAGCUGCGAGAUGCGCCAGCUGACAGACCACCAGGGCACAACACGGGCUUCUUCAGCGUGACGGGGACCGGCCUCACAGAAGAGGAGAUCCAGCGGCAGUACGACAUCGGGCAGGCCUUCUUCGCCCUCCCGCACGAGGAAAAGGCCCAGCCGAAGUACAAGUGCGACUUCGCGAGCGGUAAUUAUUUCGGCUACCGCGAGCUCCACGAGCGCACCGUCCGCGGCACCGAGGUCCGCGACAACGUCGAGUCCUACAACCACGCCAAGUUCACGCCCUCCAACGCCGCCGAGCCGCGGCACCCCUUCUUCGACGCCUACGCCCCGGAGGUCGAGGCCUUCAGCCGCAAGGCGCUGGGCGUCGCGGACCGCAUCCUGCGCCUGUUCGCGCUCAUCCUCGAGCUGCCCGAGGGCUUCUUCGCCGACGCGCACCGCUACGACGACCCGUCCGACGACCACCUGCGCUACAUGUGCUACCACCCGCGGCCCGAGGCGGACGACGCGAAAGUGGACAACACGUGGGCGCGCGCGCACGACUUCGGGUCGCUGACGCUGCUGUGGAGCCAGGACGUCGCGGGCCUGCAGAUCCGGACCGCGUCGGGGGAGUGGCGGUACGUGCCGCCCGUCGACGGCGGCAUCGUUUGCAACGUCGGGGACACGCUCGACUUCUGGUCCGCGUCGUACCUGCGGUCCACGACGCACAGGGUCACGCGGCCGCCGCCCGACCAGGUCGGCGGGAAGAGGCUGGGGCUGUUCUACUUUGUGCGGCCGGGCAACGACGUCGACAUCAAGCCGGCGCCGUCGCCGCUGCUCAAGAGGCUGGGGCUGGUCAGUGAGAAUUCCGAGGAUGCUGCGCCGGUCAAGGGCCUGGAGUAUGUGCGGACGAGGGUCAAGGACUACCACAACAGCACUGACUAUGGGGACCGCAAGGGCCAGACCUUCAAGGUGGGCAAUCUGGAGAUUGUUGAUGAGGCGGUGUGA
Diaporthe citri is the source of this 1128-nucleotide messenger RNA. RefSeq lists its product as uncharacterized. Gene Ontology annotation, molecular function: dioxygenase activity. Bases 1 to 1128 code for a protein of 375 amino acids. Lineage: Eukaryota; Fungi; Ascomycota; Sordariomycetes; Diaporthales; Diaporthaceae. The record is from RefSeq and is a predicted model, not a curated record. The transcript is spliced from 2 exons.